Lucilia sericata (common green bottle fly) is the source of this 4394-nucleotide messenger RNA. RefSeq names its product inversin. The record is from RefSeq and is a predicted model, not a curated record. Lineage: Eukaryota; Metazoa; Arthropoda; Insecta; Diptera; Calliphoridae. The coding region runs from base 1 to 4323 and encodes 1440 amino acids. Gene Ontology annotation, biological process: protein localization to ciliary inversin compartment. The transcript is spliced from 7 exons. Gene Ontology annotation, cellular component: ciliary inversin compartment. Gene Ontology annotation, molecular function: protein binding.
AUGACAAUAUAUUUGCAAACAUUGGCCAACAACGUUAACAAUCAUCAACAACAACAGCAGCAAUAUGACAGUAAAAGAUGGACAAAAACGACGAAAAUAUGUUGGUAUGUCAGAAUAUAUUCUUCUUUAUUACAGCCUGAACGCAUACGUUUACGUGACAGUCAUUACAAGAACGCUUUGCAUUAUUGCGCGGCCCAUUCCGGAGACCUCGUGGCUGCUGCUAGUAUUGCCGUCGCAGCUCCAGAAUUACUGGAGUCUGCUGACGAAGAUGGCUUCACACCGCUACACUUGGCUGUUAUUCAGGGCAACUUGGCAAUGGUCAAUUUGCUGCUAGCGAACAAAGCCGAUGUGAAUGCGGUGGAUAAAGAAGGUCAUUCGGUGGUACACUGGGCCACAGUUUGUGGUGAGGUGGGUGCCUUAAGAUCAGUUCUGGCGGCUGGAGCUAAUGUUACCACGCCCGAUAUUAAUGGUGGCUCGCCUUUGCAUUAUGCCGCCCAAAUGUGUGGUGCCAGUUAUGAGGGCAAAUUGAGUCAAACAAAUUCCUCCAAAUUGGCUUUAGAGAUUUUGGGCAUUUUGCUAGCUCAUCCUCAAUGUAGUGUAGAUGUUCAGGAUAAAGAUGGUCGCCAGCCUUUAUUGUGGGCAGCUUCAGCAGGUUCCGCUAAGGCUGUAAUAGCUUUGGUAAAGGCUGGUGCUAGAGUAGAAAGUGCAGACAAGGAUGGUUUGACGGCUUUGCAUUGUGCUGCCUCUCGGGGACAUACCGAAUGCAUAGACACCUUAAUAAGUUUAUGUGGAGCUCCCACUGAUCUAAUCGAUACCAAUGGCUGUACAGCUUUACACUAUGCUGUUACGUUGGGUCAUGCCGACGCCACCUCACGUUUAUUAGAUUUUGAGGCUGAUCCCAAUCGCCAGGAUCGUAAGGGACGCACACCUGCCCAUUGUGGUUGUGCUAAGGGACAAUUUGAAACGGUUAAAUUGCUAAAAGAACGCAAUGCAAAUUUAUGGCUACGCAAUGCCAAAGGAGAUCUUCCAUUACAUGAAGCUGCCACUUCGGGUCGACGUGAGUUAGUGGAAUGGUUGCUGGAGCAGAGGCCCAAGCAAGUCAAUACCACCAGCAAUGAUGGUCGCUCUAUGCUGCAUAUAGCAGCUCAUAAUGACUAUACAGAUAUGUGUAAAAUGUUGCUGGAUUAUGGAGCGGACGUUAAUGCUGUGUACCGCAAUUCCAAGGGUGUUGUUAUAACUCCUUUAGAUUGUUCCUUGCAGAAAGGUCAUCGUUCGACUGCUAAAUUUCUACAGUCUCAUGGAGGUUUACCAGCGGGCAAGUUGCGCUUGGCUGCCCGACGUUCUAACCCUUUUACUAAUACUUCCGUUGAAGUUAUAAAACCCUUGAAAUAUGCCGAAAAAGAGGAAAUUCAUGAUUUGACAAAUUCCAAAAAGUAUGUAGUGUAUUUGAAACGUUCCGAUUCGGAAGCAGGUGAAGAAGCCAAUUGCAGCUGCACUGAGCAAACGUAUCGAAGAGAGCAGCGUUAUGCCCAUACGUGUCGACGUCAUCAACGACAUAAACGUCAUCAUUUGAGAAGGCGUACUAGCAGUUGUGGUGAUUCCUUGGAGUUCAAUGAUGAUUGUAGUAAUAUUUGUCGCUCUAAAAGCAACAUAGAAAUAAGACGCCGCAAAUCCCGGGAGAGAUACUCCAGUUCUAGUGAAUGGGAGGCCGAAGAUGAUGAAGAAGAUUCUUGUGAGAAUUGUUGCUAUCACAAACGUAGAAAGCAAAGGGUUAUACAACGAAAAAGAUCAACACCUUCCAAAAAAUCACGUAACUCUCAAGAUCCCGAGGAUAAGGAUAAAUCAGAAGACAAAGAAGAAGAAAAAAGUUCCUCAAAACCAAGUUCCCAAGAAAAGGAGGACAAAAAGGAAGCGGAUAAGGAUGUAGAAAAUAAAGCAAAUGUACCUGAUGUAGUUGAUGCCGCCAAAUCAAGGCCAAAUUCCACAACAAAAAGUCAAGAGGCUUUAACCGACAAAGAUGCUAUACCAUCCACUCCCCAAACAGCUAAAGAAGGUACUUUUAUAAAAACUCCACCAGAGACACCACAAACUAGUAAAGAAAGUACAAGUUUGGAGGCGCCAAUAGGAAGUGCCGCAGUGGAAUUGACGGAUGAAGAAGAACAAACGCAAGUGACAAUGGAAAAUAUACAGGCGGAAGUGCAAGUUCAUCGUGCUGCAGAUGAUAUGGAGUCAAAAGAACAAGAAGAUAAAACAGAAGUUGAAAAACAAGAACAAAUUCAAGGCGAAGAAACCAAAAAGGAAGAAGAUGUAAAAGAAGAACAACUUUCCAAAGAACAAACCAAAUCCUUAGAGACAACAAGCUCUUCAGCCAAUAAAGAAGCAGAACCAAGAAAGGAGGAUGUAACAGAAGCACAAAAUGAAAAGAACGAAUUGGAAGAGGAAGGAAAGGAGUUAAAGGAAGAAGAGGGUGAUUCUCUUGAUAUAAAGGACAGCAUGGAAACGGUAAUAGAAGUAAAACAAAAACUCGAGGAAACAAAAGAUAGCGAAGCCCAAAUAACCAAUGAACCAAAGCAGGAAACAAAAGUAGAUGAUACUAAACAAGAAACUAAAGCCGAAACACUUCCAAAAUCUUCCGAAGAUGAUAGAGAAACCAAGACGGUAACUGAAAAGACCGAAGCAGCUCUAGCUAAUGAAAACAAAUCCACAGAAAUAACUUCCAAAACAACUACACCGCCUCCAGCAACAACAGCUACCUCAGUUGAAACAAAACCAAACGAAGAUAAAAAACCAACAGACGAAGCUAAACCCAAAGCCGAAAAGAGAGCUAGUAUAAGUCAAGAGAACAUCAAUGCUGCUGCCAAGUCUUCUGAAAAUCGUUCCGAGAAUAUAGCAACUAAAAGUAGCACACCACAAGCCGAGCGUGAACAAGAAUCAAGACGUUCAUUUACUCUCUUACCUUCAGACUCGGCUGAAGAUGAAAUGGAAAUGGAAUCCGAAGAACCGGAGCGCAAAUCCAGUUUUCAAGUGCUUAAAAGUGAUGAAUCUGUGUUAGAAGUAGAGGAGUCUCCCUCACCACGCGAAGACCAUGAUUUAAGUGAUAACACAGUUUUUAAAGUACUCACAGAACCAUUAACCUCACCACUCUAUGAAGUCGACUCCAGCAAAUCGGAGGCUUUAAUGGGUAGAGCUAGUCAAGAGCUAGAUGAGGAUGUAGAGCAGGAACGUAACUAUAGAAUCGAGGAUGCUGCCGCAAGUCCUUAUGACUAUAGCACUGGACGUAAACGACGUUUAAAGAAACGUGUGAAAAGUGGUGUUAAAACUCGGGGCGGCAGUAAUUGGAAACGUGCCGAGGGUGAGGUUGGAGAAAUGCAGCAAAAUACCAGAGAUCAAGACUCAGGUUUUGAACCAAGUCCACGCACCAUGAAAAGUAAAAUACCAACACCACGUAACGUAUACACUGCCCAUAUACCACGCCGUCCCUUGUACACAACCUUAGAUGGACGUUCGUGCAGCAGCCGUCUUGAGAAUCGUAAGCUGGGCGAUAAGGGAGCUUGUGAUAUGUCGGCAGUAACGAGAUCUAUACAACGCAAUAUAAGAAGGUAUUAUAUGGAACGUAAGAUCUUUCAACAUUUGCUGGAAUUAAAGUCACUGCAAAUACGCUCAAAUAAACUGAACGAAGCUGUUUUGGUUAAACGCGCCGUAGAUGAUUAUCAUAAAUCGUGUGCCGCUCUGGGCGGUGAGACAGGCACACGUUUGCGUCGUUAUAAUUUUAGUGAAUAUACUUUUAAAAAUUUCGAAUUGUUCCUUUAUGAAACGCUUAAGGCUUUGCAGAAACCGGGCACUUAUAAUUUUCAGAAUAUCAAUGAAGUUUAUGAGGAGGCUGAAAGACGUUUAAGUCCUGAUUAUAAUGCAUACGAAAAGGCGUUGCAGUGUACUACACGAACACAUCGUUGUCUGCAUGCAGCUCAUGCAUAUACCGGAAUACCUUGUGCCGCAUACAUUCCCAUGAUGAAUCAUCACACAAUGCCAAAAUUUGGUUUUGGACCAUAUAAAAAAACCGGUGUGGGUAGUUUUUAUCUACCCAAAAUUCUUACAACUGGCACCGCCUGCAAUGGCAAAGUCGCCCUCGAAUUGUCACACGGCAAGAGUAAACAAUUAAUAUCACUGCCAUCGGAAAAACUCGACAGUAAUAAAAGAUAUUUUGUUACAUUUACCGUUAAGGAAACGGACAAACAGCAGCAACAAGGUGCCUCAGCCAACGGUUGUGACAGCAAAACUGGUACAUCAGCCGUCAAUUGUACAUCAGCUUCCGAGGAUAAGUAAUCAAAUAAGAAAAUGAAUUAUAAAAUUGUUAUUGUAUACUUAGAAAUUGUUUAAAAUUAACUAAGUUAAAU